Dendroctonus ponderosae (mountain pine beetle) is the source of this 1127-nucleotide messenger RNA. Its product is annotated as WD repeat-containing protein 91. The transcript has 4 exons. Gene Ontology annotation, cellular component: late endosome membrane; early endosome membrane; extrinsic component of endosome membrane. The coding region runs from base 152 to 985 and encodes 277 amino acids. Gene Ontology annotation, biological process: early endosome to late endosome transport. Lineage: Eukaryota; Metazoa; Arthropoda; Insecta; Coleoptera; Curculionidae. Gene Ontology annotation, molecular function: phosphatidylinositol 3-kinase regulator activity. The record is from RefSeq and is a predicted model, not a curated record.
CGUUCGUAGUUUUUGAGCUGACAACGCUGGUUGUUAGGAUUUCAAAAUCAUUCAAAACAUCAACAUUGAAUUUUGAGCAUAUUUUGAGAGUAUUUAAAGAGUAAGUCUAUUCUCUCUAAUUAGUGAGUGGUGUGAAGCACGAUUUUCUGAUAUGGCCCAUCUUCAAUAUAUGGAGGAACUCAUCAGGGAGUAUUUAGUGUUCAGAGGAUUUGCAUCGUCAUUAAAAACUUUCGAUGCGGAAUUGAAAACAGACAAAGAAAAAAGCUUUAGAGUUGAUAAAAUUAUUGAACAACUAAUGCAGUUCAUUUCCAACUACGAUCUGAACGGAAUCCGGGAAUUGUGGGCCCACUUUGAUAAUCACAUCUUUAGCAAGUUGGAAAGCCAUUUCAUACCAAGUGUUAAGAAGUUGGAAAAUGCAGUUCUUAAGCUGUAUGUCAUAAAUGCUGCCUCCAACAAUAAGCCUGAUAAGGUCAUAGACUUCUUCUUGAAACUAACUCCAGAGCUGCAGAAUCAGGCUGAAUGGAAAGACUGGUUUGUGCUCCCCUACAUAAAAAAUCCCGAAGAAAACCCCACGUUUGCCUAUCACUGCUCCAAGCAGUUCCAAGAUAGUCUGCUGGUGUCUUUGCACAACUUCUUAGCCUCAGUGUUCCAGUACAUGCCCAUUCCAACCUUGGCACAUUUCGAAGAAGAUACCAAUAAAAUAGUGAAGCUAGAACAGCGAAAUGAGUCCCUUAAGAAUAGGCUGGCUUUGUUAAUGGACCGAGCUCCCGAAGCGAACGUUGCCUCUUGCCAAGUGGAGCCUCCUGCUCAUUUGCUGGACGACUUCUACAUCAUUGCCCAGGAAAAUAAUAUCGGCGACAGUCAAGGAAAGAGUUUGAAGAACAUCAUUAGGAAUAUGGGCACUGGAUCUAGCCCCGUAAUGGGCAGGAAGGAGGGAGGAUCGGGCAUUAAGAAAAUUAAUUUGUCAAUGACUAGAAACACUUGAACUGAACUGAGUUCAAUUAAGGUACGUUAGUUCUUGUUCAAUUUAUUCCAGUGUGAAAUUUUAUAAAUUGACUUGUUACCAUAAGGUUAAUAGUAAAAUUGUGUGGUUUUAUUAUUUCAAUAUAAUUUUUAAGUUUUUAUUA